AUGGCGCAAUCCGUGCCAAAACCGCAAUUACCAUUAAAUGAGACUAAUCAAUUCGCACCCCGAAUUGAAACACCCCAAUCCCCUCCGUCCAGACGGCGAUCUUCGCAAUAUGCCAAUUUAAGUCCUCAGCGCGCCAAGCAUCUUGAGCGCAAUCGAAUCGCCGCAAAUAAAUGUCGCAUGAAGAAAAAGCAACAGCACCAAGAAAUUGAGAAAGUCUUAAGCAACGAGACUGCGAAGCACGAACACCUGCUGUCCGUAGUGACCAGCCUCAAAGAAGAGGUCUGGCACCUGAAAAAUACAAUUUUCGAUCACGCGCGAUGCGACGACCCGCAAAUCAACCUCCAGCUUGCCAUAAUUAGCGAAAAAGCUACGCAAAAUAAUGCCGCUCCCUUCCAAUGCCCAUCACCCACAUUCUCAGCUAGCACAUACUCGGACAAUUCGAGCGGAGAGGCCAGCGCGGACUCUAUCCCUCCUGAAGCUAUUCCGGCGACGAUGACGGCCCCGAAAAUGAGUUACGACGAAUACCCCGAUACGAUUUUUGAGACAUUCAUUGAAGCCGACUAG
This is a messenger RNA of Penicillium longicatenatum, 564 nucleotides long. Its product is annotated as bZIP transcription factor. The transcript has a single exon. Gene Ontology annotation, molecular function: DNA-binding transcription factor activity, RNA polymerase II-specific; RNA polymerase II cis-regulatory region sequence-specific DNA binding. Gene Ontology annotation, biological process: regulation of transcription by RNA polymerase II. The record is from RefSeq and is a predicted model, not a curated record. NCBI's taxonomy places the organism in Eukaryota, Fungi, Ascomycota, Eurotiomycetes, Eurotiales, Aspergillaceae. Bases 1 to 564 code for a protein of 187 amino acids.